AAAGUUGAUCUGCAAGAAAGGAGGGGGGUGGUUAAAAAAGAAGCUAGGCACUUUUGUGCAGCGUUUGGAGAUGUGAGGAGGAAAAGGCGGAAGUUUGAUGCUUUAAUUAUUUAGGAAAAUAUAUAUAAAAGAGGCAGACAGAUGUGAGGCGGGUCCACGUGUGUGGGGGUUUUUUUUUCAGACACAGAGAUCUAUUGUUCAGAUCAAUAAAAAGGGCAGUCUGAGUGGAAAUAAAAAGAGACAAAUCUUUGGAUUUAAAACCCGACAGAGAGAGAAAGAAAGUAAGGGGGAAAACAAAAAAGAAAGAAUUACAAUUUGCGACUUUCAAUCAAGUUGGUGGAUAUUUAAACCACUUGGAGAAAGAGUUAUUUUUUUUGUGGAGGGGGGGAGAGAGAAAACGGUUCUUCUAGGAACGAUUUUUCUGUUGCCGGAAAAGAAUUGAGGGUUUUAUUUAAUUUUGUUGUGUUGUGUGUGUGUGUUGAGCCGCCGCCGCCGCCACCGCCUGAGACAAAGAUGCCCCGCAAGAAGGUGGAGAAGAAGAAAUUAAAGGGUGGAAGGAAGAGGGAGAGAGACUUCAGCGACGAGGAGGACGUGGAGCUGGAGAACUCGGGCAAGAAGCUGGGCAAGCCGGCGCUGCAGACCGUCACCGAGCCCGACGAGACCAAGGAGAAAAUAAAACUAGAAGGAUCCAAGUACAAAGGACAGCUGCUUAUCUGUGGAGCCACAAACUGGGACUUGAUUGGUCGUAAGGAAGUUCCUAAGCAACAAGUGGCUUACCGCAACUUGGGGCAGAACCUGUGGGGGCCAAAUCGUUAUGGCUGCCUCUCGGGGGUACGUGUGCGGACAGUGUCGUCGGGCUCGUGUGCUGCCCACAACCUCAUCAUUACCACAGAGGGCACCAUCUGGAGCUGGGGCCGUGGUGAAAAAGGACAGCUAGGACACGGCGACACGAAGCGCGGAGAAGUCCCCAAACUUAUUGACGCUCUCAAAGAUCAUACAAUCGUUGCGGGAGCUUGCGGGCGUAACCACAGUCUCUGUUUAACAGAAAAUGGAACAGUUUUUGCCUUUGGUGAGAACAAAAUGGGACAACUUGGCCUUGGAAACCAGACUGAAGCAGAGCCCUGCCCUGCACAGAUCAUGUACAAUGGCCAGCCAAUUGUGAAAAUAGCCUGUGGUGCAGAAUUCAGUAUGAUCGCUGACUGCAAAGGAAACCUCUAUUCCUUUGGCCACCCAGAGUAUGGACAGCUUGGUCACAACUCUGAUGGCAAGUUCAUUGCCAGGGCGCAGAGAAUUGAGUUUGACUGUGAGGUGGUGCCGCGACGGGUAGCCAUCUUCCUGGAGAAGACAAAAGAUGGUCAAAUCCUGCCGGUGCCGAAUGUUGUGGUCCGUGAGGUGGCCUGUGGAGCAAACCAUACGAUUGCUCUUGACUCCCAGAAGAGGGUGUUCACUUGGGGCUUUGGAGGAUAUGGUCGCCUCGGGCACUCUGAGCAGAAGGAUGAGAUGGUCCCUCGUCUGGUUAAACUCUUUGACUUCCCUGGCCGUGGGGCCGUGCGGAUCUGCGCUGGAAACACCUGCUCGUUUGCAGUCAAUGAGAUGGGUGGCUUAUUCUUCUGGGGUGCAACCAACACCUCUCGUGAUUCCACAAUGUACCCCAAAGUGGUGCAGGACCUGUGUGGGUGGAAGGUUCGAAGCCUUUCCAGUGGAAAAAGCAGCAUAAUUGUUGCAGCUGAUGAGAGCACAAUCAGCUGGGGACCAUCACCAACCUUUGGAGAACUGGGCUAUGGUGACAACAAGCCCAAGUCUUCCACCACUGCACAGGAGAUAAAGACCUUGGAUGGUGUUUACAUUGAGCAGGUUGCCAUGGGCCAUGCACAUUCGCUGAUGAUAGCAAGAGAUGAAAGUGAUACAGAGAAAGAGAGGAUUAAGAAGUUGCCUGAAUAUAACCCGCGGAUUAUCUGACGUAACCCUGAGCAGCCACACAUGAAAGCUUCACUUGAACAAAGGCAGCUGGAGUUUACAGUGCACUGGUCAAUGAGAUAAAUAUCCACACUGAACAGCAAGCCAGGCAAUGGACCACAUCUUACAAAGAGAUUUUCCAAUUCGUGCAAAAAUGUUAGUGCUACUUACAUAAUGACAAUUUCAAACGCAGCUGUGUAGUGUUUCCAAAGCAAAUGAUUUAACAAUGUAUGCAGAUAGUUAAUUUUUCUUGUAUUCUUUGGCCAGUGUGUUGCCAUUGGCUUGGGGAACGGCCAAUUUCUUUUGAUAUGUUGGAACUCCUUGUAUUUUUUUUUAACCCAGGUUUGACUCUUAUAAUUGGCCAGCAGAGUGGUGUAAACUAGCUGAAACAUUUGGAACUGUGACCUUCAUUUGGCUGCACUAAGCAUCAAGCUGGCAACUUGCAUUUCCACUUUAUGCUGGCGAUGUAUUUGUCUUCUGCUAACUUUCUUCCUCCUAAUUACUUGUGAUGGGUAGAGGGAUUUAUCACCCAUUCGGUUAAUUAUAGUCUUAAAAAUGCGAAGCCCUGCUAUCUGAUAGGAUAGGCCUGGGUGGUUGAGUUGAGAGUGUGGGUGUGAAAGGCACUUCUGGCUCUGCCCUUGGAGCUUUGGAGUAGCUGUGCUCCAGUGAAGGCCCUAGUCUCUGAAACCCACCUGCUCGCGUGAUCAACUGCGCUUGGUUGAGUCUAGAAAAGGGCUUGCAUUCCACACUUCUCCCUGCUACACUUGGGCUUCUGUUUUCAUUGACACCAUGUGUUGCUGUUGAAUACAGGAGCUCCACAUACUGGCUGCCAACAACACAUCUUGUGAACCUGCCUUAUUGUUCCCAUCUCUGGCAAUACAUUGCCAAUAAAAUUAAUCAAUCAAACUUUGCUAUUUGCUUAGUACGACUGAGUAAAAUCAUCAUUUUGCUUUCAAUCCCUCAUCUAUUUGAUGGUUUGGUUCCAUUCUAUACGUCUGAUAAGCUAAUUGUUUUUUUUCUAACCAAACCCAUUCCCCCAGAAGAUCAAUGAGAUAUCUAGGUCAAAUCUUUAUCAACAAAUCCCCCUACCAUAUUGGAUAUUUUUGUUUGAAGUCAUUGUAGUUUAUUUGAGACUUUUCGAUCUCUCAUUUUAUAUACGCCAGGAUUAAUCAGUGGGUUUUUUUUCCUCUUGGGGAACGGUGUGAAGUUGACACGAGAGCCAGUAAGAAUUGGAAGAUCCCAAGGGAAGUGAAGGAAGGAAACUGCCUUAGAUAAAGAGGAAAUGUGGUCCCAUUUCUAUUGAGUACCAGUGGCUUAGCAACUGUUCAUUAUCUGAUAUCCUUGCUAUCCCGACAAGCAGUUUGUAAAAGGUGUUUUUAUUAGGUGCAGAACAACUUGUUCAACUCGAGGCUGUUUUGAGAAUGUAUUUGUAUUCUCUGAAUUCAGCCUCUACCUUAAUGGCAACUCUUAUGUGGACAUGUUUUGUAGCAUAAACAUGUUGACUUUCUUGUAGCAUUAGUCAGCAAAAUCUUCCAUUUUACAAUUUACAUGCUGCAGUCUCAUUCCUUUGUUCCAGAUUCCAAUGUCCUCGUUUUAUUAGCGGAAGUUCUCGUCCAUUAACAAACUGAUAGACCUCGUAGAGAAACUCUGAAAGGCUUUCUCAUUUCUCUCUAAUUGCCCGAGAUUGUUCCCUGUUGGCAUCUCUUCCAUUGCUUUGUAGCCUGACCAGCUGUGAUGUGUGCAAUAUUGAUGAUUUCUCAGCAAUGCCAGUGCAUUGUCGAUACAGAACGACCACAGAUGAAAAAGGAUGUUGCUGAACUCUCGUCGGGAGUUUUCUCUCUCCGGCCACAGAUGAAAUCUUUAGUGACGUGACUGUCUUGCUUGUGUCCAUCAGAAAACCAGCAGGUUGAAUCUACCUGUACAGAACAGUGACCCUGGGGUUCUAAGUCUGGCUCUGGUUUUCAUCUUUGAACAGGAGAAACAGUAUCUCCCCAUAACCCCUUUGCAAGAGGAGGUGCAGGAAAUAUGGGAUUACUGCACAAGAUCUCACCCCCCCCCCCCCCCCCCCUAUCAUUUAGUUUGGUCUCUGCAGAACCAAAAAAAUCAAAAAUAUCCCUAUUUGUUAACCUUGUAACCCUUAAAAUAAAUGUUUGCUGAUUUUCAAAUUCUGAUGCCCAAGAUGAAUGUGCUACAAGAACCUUUAAUGAUUUGGUUAUCAGUCUAUAAGCAGAGCUGGCAAGCUGAAGGAUUUGGAUGUGAUUGAACCAAGAUAUUUUUACACUCGUGGUUCAACUGGUCCACAACUAGGUGGGGAUAUGGUGACGGCGCUCCGCGAUGCCGCUGGGGUAUCGAUCAGUGGUGGACCUUAUCUCUGAUAUAUGGCCAGAGGGGCUGGUGCUGCCGUCUUGAUGCUGGUUUGAUUUCUUGCGUCACAUUUUGGGUGUGCUUCAACUCGCCUGCCCACCUUCACGAAGCUGAAAAUUGGCUGCCUCUUAACAAAGGUUAAAUUGACACCAAUGUGAAAGUUGUGCUGUGUUUCAGUCGCUUAUUUAAGUCUGAUGUAGAAUGCAUCGGUUUACAAGUUUCCCAAUUUUCAGCCUUUGCAGGAGUGGAACAAAAUUCUGCUCUGAUAUUGUCAAUUCCUAAUCAUUUAUGAAUAUUUAAUUUGCUCCCCUCUGUUGCCUUCCUGCUGGUCUGCUUGACUUUAACUGUUCCUGCCUUGGGCUUGUGAGGCUGUACUAAGUCACCAUGUUGAACGUUGCUAGUGCUGUAAUGGAAUUCAUGUGCUUUUAUACUGAUCCUUUUUCUACAGUGGGACUUGACGUCCUUGUGUGGCUCUGUUACAUUCACAUCUUCCUGUAGCAGCCAAUGUUAAAUAUCCAAGAUGGGAAAACAUGAAAAGUUGGCCCACAUUUUACACUUUUUUUUCCCUCUCUUCUGGUUUUGAAGGUCCAUGCUUUGUAGAAUUGUACUGCAGAACUUUGCAGGUGCAGGGUGCCGAGACAGUGUAUUGCACCUGUAGCUGUGAGUAUGCACUCUUAUCUGUAAGUGUUGCAUGGUAUCCCACCAGAUCUCAAAAAUAAAAUAACUUGAUUAACUUUUGGAGUUGCUGCUAUCUUUCAAUAAUGCUGAGCUGGCUGGAAUUUGGGUAUAAAAUGAUCAGACUUGGUACAAGAUAACGGCAGUGCUGUCCUUGAGCCUGAUUUGGUCUUUUGAAAACAUAUUUCUCCUUUAGGGGUAAAAGGCAAGUUCUUGUUGCAGUUCAGUGUCUUGUAAGCCAAUGGCCUGUAAUCAACUGCAGUUGCUAUUACUGAACACAAGUAUUUGUCGUGCUUAGUCAGGUCUUUUCCAGUUGUUCACUCCAGCCACCUACUACCUGAUUGUGUCCUUUUUAAAUUCUGAUACUGUAAAUGGAAGUCCUGCUGGACUUUAAACGCAUUGGACAUUUGAAAUUGACUCGAGUCAACUUGGGAAAGGUAAAGUAACAAGUCAAUCAUCUUACUUUUAAAAAGACAGUUGUGGGGUAAGGAAUGGUGUGCAAGACUUGAAGCUAUGGUUGUUCAGACUCUUCCCAUUAAACAUCACAUUUGCACAAAAAAAACCUAUUUCCUUUUUUGUGGGGGGGAGGAAGAUAAUGAAUUCUAGGGGCAAUGAGGGCUGGAAUGUUUCUAUCUUCUCCAACUAAGCUCCCCAGGGGAGAACGAUUGUGACUUCAUUCUGCAACUAUUAUGCUGAGAGGAAACUAUUUCACUGCAGACAUUAAAACCAUCUCUCUGUCGAUGUGCUCCUUGCCAUCUCCAAAAUAAUAAAGUAAUUGAACAUCUAUGAAAUCUUUGACGUUUUCCAAGUACAGGUGAACUAUCGGCUUGUUUAGCAAGAUGGAUAGGGAGAGGGCUUCUCCUCAUGCUGGUUAAUAGCGACUGGUUUAGGCAUUAUUAGGUUUAGAAAGUGAUUUUUGUAGCUAAUUAGUUACCUGUUCAGUGCUGUAAACCUUUUUUUCUUUUUUUUACUUUUGUAUUUCCUGCAAUAAAUGGAAUAAAUUCUUGACUUGUGUGUC
Molecule: messenger RNA, 6013 nt
Organism: Leucoraja erinaceus (little skate)
Lineage: Eukaryota; Metazoa; Chordata; Chondrichthyes; Rajiformes; Rajidae
Gene: rcc2
Product: regulator of chromosome condensation 2
Exons: 12
Coding region: 514-1959 (481 amino acids)
Source: RefSeq, a predicted model, not a curated record